AUGAUGCUUCUCGCUACCAUUGAGGCAUCAGCCGCGGUGGAUGCGCGCGACUCCGCAGACGUGGCGGAUCCAUGCAGCGUGGAGGAGCAGUACAUACGCAUGCUCAACGCCCCAGGGGCACUGGCGCUGUUUCGUCUGGCGAGAUUCCGUCUUGGUAAGCCGUGCGGCGUUCCAGACCCACAGCAGCCGGUGUCUACAGCCGCCUCCCUCUCCGCACUGACCGCUACAUUUGUCAAGAACAAUAUACGCAUUGUGACGGACGACGGUAGCGAUGCGGUGAGCUUUGCGGUGCCGUUACACACCGCAGCGAACGAGAGCGUAGAGCCGUCCUCACCUUCCUCGCUAUGCUUUUCUGUUGACGGUGGAAGACACUAUGUGUCCGUUGGGAUUUCCUACAUCGCCGUCUCCUGGGCCCCAACCCUCCGGGUGCAGCUUUCAGUGCUGCCAGAGGAGCCGGAAGAGGAAGCGGGAGGCAAUCAGUCAGUGCUAUUCAGUGCUAUGCAUGUGUUCGAGCAGAUGAGCCACCUCGGAAGGCUGGUUGACACGCGCUACAACGCGCACCUGUCUCCUUCCCAAGACCCCCUGCUGAGUCGCUACUUGAACGGCUUCACUACCGACGCACUCUGGUGCGGUUUCUUGCAUAACGUCGGUUUUGCGAGCGGUGGGGAAUUGUACCUUCCGGCGUUAACUAUCGAUGGCGACCAGCGUGGUGACGCGUUGCUCUUCGCCGUGAAUUACCAGCAGCGCGAUAUACCCACAGGGCUAACGAUGCAGCUGGAGCCCAUGUCGCUUCACUGCGUCGACGAGGCCGCCGAAACCACUCAACAAGUGCACCGGCAGUCUACGGGGUGGUUGUUGCCCAUUGCAGGUGCGUGUGAACGUGGCGUCCAGGCCGGCGUGACGGUUCGUGUUGUGAAUAGCAGCGUGCGUUCCUGCGACUCGCCAGAGGUCAACAACGCCUAUGCGAUGGAUGUCUUCGUUAUGAAGCCACGUGAAUGGGCAGGCGUUGGUGCUACGCCAACAUCGACGACACUGCAGCUUCCAACGUCUAUACGUUACGUGCCGGAUGGCACGUAUAAAUUGUGUGUAAAGAAAUACUUGCCCUAUCGCUUUGGGAAGGCCUCCGUCUUCCUUGAUACGUCUGUAGAGCUGAAGGUGACCUCCACGCCUGCUGUGAACGCGCUCUUGGGGCCGCGUUGA
Messenger RNA from Trypanosoma rangeli, 1200 nucleotides. RefSeq lists its product as uncharacterized. The coding region runs from base 1 to 1200 and encodes 399 amino acids. The record is from RefSeq and is a predicted model, not a curated record. NCBI's taxonomy places the organism in Eukaryota, Euglenozoa, Kinetoplastea, Trypanosomatida, Trypanosomatidae. The transcript has a single exon.